Suillus plorans is the source of this 882-nucleotide messenger RNA. RefSeq lists its product as uncharacterized. NCBI's taxonomy places the organism in Eukaryota, Fungi, Basidiomycota, Agaricomycetes, Boletales, Suillaceae. The transcript has 3 exons. Bases 1 to 768 code for a protein of 255 amino acids. The record is from RefSeq and is a predicted model, not a curated record.
AUGAAGAAGCCACAUUUCGACCAUGUUGACGCUGACGAUCUGAUCAUUUGGAAGGUCAAGGUCAAUUUGAACGACCUACACUUACUCGACGCGAUCGGAAACCAAGGCGUGAAGUUGAAGCCAUUAACCGAACUGUCCGAAGUGUUCACGGGUGGAGUAGAGCACGGAUGUAUUCAUGUCGUCGAUGUCCUUAAUACCAACUCAACCGGUCACAUUCAGGAAUUCUCGUAUGAUGAGACUCCAACAAUCGGGGAUCGACUUAUCUUCUUCGGGGAAACCGUUGGCAAUGCGACUGGGAGCAAGAUAUGUAUCAAGUUCGUCAGGCACUAUUACCCUGAGGCCCACGAAUUCUGUGCCAGGAUGGGGCACGCUCCCAAACUUAUCGCCUACAAUCAUUUACCCGGCGGCUGGAAUAUGCCGCUGGAGGAGGUCAUCACCUCUCUCAUCCGGGAGUUACACGAUUACAAUGACGGCUACGUUCAUGGCGACCUUCGGGAUACCAAUUUCGUUGUGGGAGACAACAAACACUUCAUGUUGCUCGAUUUCGACUGGGCUGGACCGAUCCAUAAGACCCAUUAUUUUAUGCAUGUUAAUCGGAAGGAUAUUCGACGUCCUGAUGGUGUGUCGGAUGGGGAGAAGAUUGUGGCCGAGCAUGACUUGGAUAUACUGAAUUAUCUAUUUCAUCCUGAGCAAGAUGGUCAGGACCGUCGGGAGCCAGCUGCAAAGCGCCGCCGUACAUCUGGUGAAGGGUCACCAAUGGCCAUUUGAAUCAUUCAUAAUUCGUUGUAUCAGCAAAAGUCCAACAUAGAUUAGUAUCUGUUGUAUUUGUAGUUAGCCAAAUCGAUUAUUGCCGAUGCGCGUGCCAUCGGUGUAUCUGAGAUU